AUGUUGUCAAAAACAGUAUUCUGUGUGCUGUUCGUGUCCGUCGUAUUCGCCGCUUCUUCGGACAAGGAAACCGAGGGAAAAGUGGCGAGAUAUCUGAAAUCGUGCGGAGUUAUCACUUUGCUCAAGACGAGCAAAUGUGUGACGGUGAGUUCGCGAAACGCGUUCCACCGCUCCUACUAAUAUAAAUCGAAUAUUCCAGAAAAGCGACGCAGUCGACAAGGAACUGAAGGCGUUUGUGAAGACGAAAGAGAAGGAUCUGACGAAGAUCAAAGCGGCGUGCAGGGAAACCAGGGACUGUAUUAAGGAACUCAAGUGUAAACCACUUGAGGAGGACCACAAAGAGACGCUCGAUUUGUGCGGAAGAGCCCUCUUUCAGGACGAGUUUAAGGAGUGCAGCAAGAAGGUAAGACACGGCGACCAAAAACGUAGAAAGGGGCGUGGCCUAGCGUGCACGGUUUAUGCGCCAUUUUGGCGCGAAAUUCGAAAUUUAACCCCAUUUUUCAUGUUUUUCGUCAAAAAUUACCCGAAUUUUGUACGGGUUUCGACGAUGCGAUUGCACAACUUUGUUAAACUAAUCAUCGCGCGCACUUUUUGAGCCAAAAACGAGCAGGUUUCAUUCAGAAAUGAAUCAAUUGAAUCGAUUUUCAAAUUUUGUGCUGAAAAUGCGCGAAUUUCAGUCAUUCGCCGACACUUUUUGCCGUUUAAACGCUUAAAAUACUUGUAUUAAUGUGCUUAAUCACUUCCGACACUCACUUCGUCUCAAAAUUAUACAGAUCGGCCGCUAUGAAAAUUCCGAAAUUGCGGUGGCGAUUGGCCGCGGAGAGCGUAUUGCGAAAUAUGCCAAAAACGUCUCAAGGCGUUUUCACGAAAAUUUCAAUGUUUUCUCUCUUUAAUGUCUUCUUUCGUCGAUAUCAAACACAAAAAUAUCGGAAAAGUGCUGAAAUUGCGGCAAUUUUCAGAAAACGCGUCUCAGAUUAGGCCACGCCCCUUUCUACACUUUUGGUCGCCGUGGCUUAUAAGAACCAUAAUUCAGAGUUCAAAUCAAAAAGUUUUGGCUAGAAAUGAUCAACUACAAAGUUGUUCGGCACAAAAUGUCCAACAACUUUUCAUCUGACCACUUUUCCGACAUUUUCAGCUCCAAGCUCUCAAAAAGGACAAAAACGCGGCCAAGUGUUUGGAGGAUUUCAAGUCGGAGACGAAAAAGAGCACCAAGGACACGUGUACAUUCCUGAAGAGCUCGAAAGAUUGCAUCAAGGAGCACAUUGCGAAGGAGUGCGGAGCCGAGAAGUUGGACGGAUGGCAGCGGUUUGCACAAGAGUCGUUUAAGGAGAACGAUUGCGAGAAGGCGAUCGGGACCAAGUGGAAUUGA
Messenger RNA from Caenorhabditis sp. 36 PRJEB53466, 1369 nucleotides. The record is from the annotation of a GenBank genome assembly. Lineage: Eukaryota; Metazoa; Nematoda; Chromadorea; Rhabditida; Rhabditidae.